Molecule: messenger RNA, 5132 nt
Organism: Chelonus insularis
Lineage: Eukaryota; Metazoa; Arthropoda; Insecta; Hymenoptera; Braconidae
Product: membrane-associated guanylate kinase, WW and PDZ domain-containing protein 1
Exons: 8
Coding region: 820-3957 (1045 amino acids)
Biological process (GO): signal transduction
Cellular component (GO): cytoplasm
Molecular function (GO): protein binding
Source: RefSeq, a predicted model, not a curated record
UUCACUUUUUUAUAAUCAGAUUAGAAAAGUUUUCAGUCCGAAAUUUAAGUGCUGUUAUUUUAGAAAUUUAGAACCUUUAUCUACUUUUUUUUGUUACCCUGCUGUGAAGCGUCUAAAACAGCUAUGACUUUACAGUUUGGAGUAACGUUUUGGAGUAUUUCUAUUCUAUUAUGAAGCAUUUAUGAAUAAAUCGAUUUAAACUUUAUAAAAAUCAAUUAAUGAAUAAAUUAUAACAUAUUUUAUCGCCAGUACUCUUCUAAAUGACAUGGAAAUUUUAUUUUAUAUUUUUAGUAAAUCAAUCAAAGCCAAUCACUUAUAUUGUUCAUAAUAUAAACAAUAUACGAUAAAGAAUUUAUUGAUAAAAAAAAAUAAAAGAAAUAAACAAGCAUAGUAAAUUUAGCUGCAAUAAAUAAAAAAUAAUUUUUCAAAGUUGUUAGGUUAGGGUCAACGGUAAUAAUUGCUUGAUGUGUGUAGUACUAAUCCGGACAGUGUGAUGGCGUCGUAAAGAAAUUGUCGCGUUCAUAUACAAUAUACACAUACAAAACCCAUGCGUUACGGUCUAUGCACUUAUGCAGCAUUUGCUGUUUCACUCCUUUCUUUUAUUGUAUAGUUGCGUUGAAUAAGUUUUUGAUAAAAUAUACAUUAAAAGUGGCUAUGUUGCGUUUAAAGAUCUCCUUGUAACAGUAAGAAUUUUUUAAAUUAAAACUGAUGAUUCAAUAUAUUGGAAUAACUCAACUGUUAGUCACAAUGAUGGUUCGAGAGGAAAGAAAACAGAUCGUGAAAGCGCAGUCUAAAUGAAUUGAAAAUAUUCUUGGAAACAUGGAUAAUAAGACUGAAGAUACAGUUUCUAUUGACAAUGCUCCUGAUGGAAGCAGUGUUGAUAAAGAAAUAUUAAAUAUUAGUAAUUCUAAUAACACAAAUCACCGUGUGCCUCCAUCUUAUAUGUACAAUGAAGAUUCAGAACAAGAUAGAGAAAAUUUAGAUGAUGAUAAUGAACAUAAUCAUUGUCGUAAUCCAGUGUCCGAUGAUCAAUUAGGACCUUUACCACCUAACUGGGAAAAAGCAUACACAGAAACUGGUGAAGUUUAUUUUAUAGAUCACAAUACUGGAACAUCUCAUUGGUUAGAUCCACGAUUAUCAAAAUUUCAAAAACGUUCCUUAGAAGAGUGCCUUGAUGACGAGUUGCCUUAUGGAUGGGAGAAAAUCGAUGAUCAACUUUAUGGAACUUAUUUUAUAGAUCAUGUUAAUCGUCGAACGCAGUAUGAAAAUCCAGUGUUACAAGCUAAACGUGCUCAGCAAAGUUUGGCAGAAAGAAAAAGCCCAAACUUCACUAGGAAUCCAAAUAAAUUAAAAGGGCAAAGAAUUCAAACAACUUUAAUAAAAAGUUCAAGAGGUCUCGGUUUUACAAUAGUUGGUGGUGAUGAUACCGUUGAAGAGUUUUUACAGAUUAAAAGUGUUGCGCCCAACGGUCCUGCUUGGCUUGAUGGGAAAUUACAAACUGGUGAUGUGCUAGUUUAUGUAAACGAUACAUGUGUGCUUGGUUUUACACACAACGAAAUGGUCAACGUUUUUAAAUCAAUCGCCAGUGGAGAAACGGUAACUUUAGAAGUCUGUCGUGGGUAUCCAUUGCCAUUCGAUCCGAAUGACCCCAACACCGAAGUAGUAACAACAAUUGCUGUAAAUGCGCCAGACAUGAUGCCAGAAGAUCCAAGUCUCUAUAUGGAUUUAGAUCCUAGUCUCCAAAAUGGAAAUAGAUUUGGAUUUUUAGAUUCUUCAUUCUUACCAAUGCAUUCUCUUCAAAAUGGCGAAAAUCUUACAACUACAUCCGUGAAUUCGAUGCCAGAUUUGUGCAUAUCCGAUAAAAUCAAUACAAUUAAAAGACCAAAUAGCACAGACAUUCUGUUAUCUGAUACUGGUGACUUUAGUGAACGAAAAGAAUCCCCUACUCCAAUCAAAUCAGAAUUCUUUAGUAUCCCUAUAGUGAAAGGGGCGAUGGGAUUUGGAUUUACAAUCGCUGAUUCUUCUCAUGGGCAAAAAGUCAAAAAAAUAUUAGAUAGACAUCGUUGCAAAAAUUUGCUAGAAGGGGAUAUAUUGGUUAGUAUAAAUGAUAUUAAUGUAAGAAAUAUGUGUCAUACUGAGGUUGUACAAGUAUUAAAAGAUUGUGCACGUAAUCAAGAAGCUUUGAUCCAAGUGCAACGAACGACAGCAAAAGUGAAUGAUAAGAAAGAAAAGACUUCGCAAGAUUUUUUCAGAAGUAAAACGCCAACUGCUGAUAUUUAUAGCACACAAGCGAAGACAGUAGUACCGAGUCGACCUAAAACUCCACUAAUAGACACUAGAAAUCGCACUAAAUCUCCAAUGGAAGUAAAUAGACCUGAGUGGCGAACAGGGCUGCCCACAAAUGACUUGAAUGCUUUAGAUAAUCGAUGCAAAUAUCCGGAUUAUAAUCAAGAUUUGUAUUAUCCUGACACAUAUAAAAGAAAUAUUAGUGUUUUGGCUGAUAAUUUUGAACGUAUGGCUAACAUAGAUGAUGAUCCAAUGAGACAUGCAGUGAAACGUGAUUGGCGUAUUAAUGAAAAAAUGAAUUUAGGUAAUGAUAUUUACCCAAUGGAACCAUCACGUCAUGAUAUUUUAAUGAAACAAAACGGCAACUUACAUGCAGAUUAUUAUAAAGAUAUUUAUGGUACACGUAUGCAUCCGCAAUAUGGCAUACAAGACUACACCAGUUAUAAUAUUGGUCAAGAACAGAAUGUGGACACUGGUGAAAUUUGGGAUAAACGAAAGGAAACAACAAGCUUUGAACACGAGCAACCACACUCUAGCUCAGUCAACCGAUAUCCUCAGUAUCCUAACGAAAUGGUCUGUCCCACUACACCGGGUGUUGAAUGGAUUGAAACGUUGGUAACUUUAGUAAGACAGGACACUGGAUUUGGAUUUAGAAUAGUUGGAGGGACUGAAGAAAAUUCUCAAGUUUCUGUAGGACACAUUGUACCAGGUGGAGUAGCUGAUUUAGAUAAUCGGCUUAACACCGGAGAUUUAAUUAUGUCUGUAGAUGGAGAAAGUGUUAUGAAUUCUUCUCAUCAUCAUGUAGUGCAGCUUAUGAUUGCUGCUGCACAGAAUGGAAGAGUUACUCUUGGUAUUCGAAGAAGAAUUAAUAUUCAAGACCAUCUUCAACCACCCUAUGGAAAACCUAUGAAUCUUCAGUAUCCUUAUGAUGUGACCGUAACGAGAAUGGAAAGUGAAGGAUUUGGAUUUGUAAUCAUUUCGUCUGUGAAUAAAGCAGGUUCAACAAUUGGUAGGAUUAUUGAAGGUUCACCUGCUGAAAGAUGUGGACGUUUGGAAGUUGGAGAUCAUAUUCUAGCUGUGAAUCAUGUUGAUAUUACUAAUCUUUGUCAUAAAGACAUUGUCAAUUUAAUUAAAGACUCGGGCUAUUCAGUUACUUUGACAAUAGGUUAUCCUAUUGAUGAUUGCUGUAGUACUACAUCAAUGUCACAAAAGGAUGAGCCUACUAGUGACGGAGAUGGUGGACAAUAUCAUGCCGUGGAAUUGACUCGAGGAACUCGUGGAUUUGGAUUUAGUAUUCGUGGAGGUCGUGAAUUCCAAAAUAUGCCAUUAUUUGUAUUACAAAUAGCUGAUAAUGGUCCUGCAGCCAUUGAUAAUCGAUUAAGAGUUGGAGACCAAAUAAUUGAAAUAAAUGGAAUUAAUACAAAAAAUAUGACUCAUGCAGAGGCCAUUGAAAUAAUUCGCAAUGGUGGACCAUCUGUAAGACUCCUAGUACGUCGUGGUUGUCAAAUGCCAAGUGCGACUAAUAUUACAUUCGACGAAAUAAACGUUCGGGAAAAUGAUGACGACACCGAACAAUCGCAUUUACAAAAUUUAGAGACAAAUAAUGUGAAAUGUGUAAAAAAGCGAAAAUUCUUCAUUCCACUAUGCUGUUGUUCCUCGAAGAAACAGUAAAUAAUCAUUAAGUAUUAUAUCAUCAAUUUUUUUAUUACAUAGAUAGAGGUAACUUUUUUAAAAAUGACCAGAGUGCCUUUUGUAUUGAACUUAUUAAAUUGCGCUUAUAAAUUAUAAAUGUUUAUUAACAUAAAUUGAAAUCAGUUAACAAAUAUGAAAUCAAUAUAAAUAGUAAUAUUGAUGUAUCUAUAACAGUGAAGUCAUGUACUAUACAGAGGACAGAAAAAGUUUUAAAACAUGGAAAAUGACAUUCUUAAGUGAACAGGGUAAAUAGAAAAAAAUCAAUAUGUAAAAAUAAAUUUAUAAAUAUAAUUAUGAAUCUCUAGAAAAUUGUAUAAUUGAUCGAAGACUCAAUAAUUGGCAAUUAUUUUUUCUUUAUUAAUCAUUUGCUAUGUAUAGUAUCCUUGAAUAAUUGUCAAGCUCAUAUGUAACCAAAGAAAAGAUUGACGUUUUCUGUUUUAAUAAUCUCAAAAACUUAUAUUUGUUGUUCUCGAUCAACGCUAUAAAAAAUCAAUUUCAAUAUAAUAAAUAAGAACACGUACAUAAUAAAUAAUCACGCAUCCUUAUACAGUGUGAAUAUGCUUAGAUAUCUAUUUUUUUAUUUUUAGAUUACGUAUACUCUUCUUCGUAUCAAUGAAAAGAGUUAUUUUAUUAAUAUUAAGAAAUUAACUUAGUGAAUUUACAUAUUUGAUCUUAAUAUUAUCAAGGAAUUGAAUUAAUUAAAAUUGAUGUUCUCUUAAGCGUUUUUAAAUAUUUUGUACACUAAAUAUUGUAUUGCAAAAACUAGCAUUUAUUUUUGCAAAUUAUAGAGGAAAAACGAUCUUCAUUAUUUUUAUAUGCUUAUAUAUUUAUAAAUAUAUUAAUAGAAUGCAUUUUGGCCAAAACUGUGCCUUCUUGUAUAAUAAAUUGAAAUAAUGAGAUAAAAAGCAUUGAGAAUCAUAACAUUGAAUUAUUACGUAAUGGAUGCUCAUGUUUUGUAACUUUGUUUUAUAAUAGAUUAGAUAAAAAAUGCUGAAUUUUAAUUAUACCUAUUAGCAUCAGCUGGAAGCAAUAUUCUAAUUAAAAUAUGGAAAGUAAGAGUAAAUGCAACUGUAUUUUUGUGCACUUUGCCACGUCUUCCAUUCAUAUCUGAUUUUAUGACUGAAUAAUAAAUAACAAUAACAUAUUUUUACUUU